AUGUAAUUGCAUAAGAGAUUUAUAUUAGAUAUUUGGAAAUCAUCUGCUUAUUAUGAUUUUCAGCAGUCUUUUAAAGUGCCAGACACUUUCUAUCUUCAUGAAUAAAAGAUAGAUUGGAUAUUUACUGGAAAGAGCGGCAAGAUAUUGAAAAAAAAAUAAGAGAAUUCAUCUAUUAAUGUUGUUAAAGAUUAUUUUUGCAAAUUAGAUUAAAAUGAAUAAGAAAGCGAAAGUAAUAGCUAAAUGGUUGCAUUUUAACUAUUAGCAAGUUAUGAUUAAGGGAUAUGCUAUUUUCACUAUUUAGAUUUAUCAGGUGUAUGUGAGUUAAUCGUAGAUUCAUUUAAAAAGAGAGAUGAUAUAGAAUCUAGCAAUUAAAUUUGUACAGAUUUUAAUACAGGAGUCAAUUUACAAUAGAAAGUGGAGAGUAACUUAAAUUAAAAUGUAUUAUCUGAUAAAACAGCUGUGAUUUAAAGGUUUUAAAAAAGCUCUUGCAAUGAAAAAAAUAUGAUUCGCACAGAAUGGACAAUAAAUGGUAAAUUUACUGCUUAGAAGAGAAUUAGUAAUUAUGAAAGUUUUAGAAAAGAAGAUGAAUAUAAAAGUUAUUUAAUAUUUGAAGAUGAAAAUAUGUCUGUCAAUAGGGAAUUAAGCUAAAAAGAUAAAUAAGAGUUACUUUUUAUUUCUCAGCAUGUAGUUAAAGCCCUCGAGCUUAUUCAUAAUGAAAGAGGAAAAAUAAGCAAUAUUUAAUUAUUAUUGACUUAAAUUAAUGGAUCAUUUUACUUGUUAGCUUGUAGCUCUCUUUAAUUUUCAAAUGAUUCAACUCUCCCUUAGCCUUGGAGAAUUUCAUACGAGCUUAAAAUGAAAUAUCCUAACCAAGCAAUUCACAUGCAAGACACAUUGCAAGAAGCUCAAAAGUAUCUUAAAAAAAUUGAAAAUAAUAAAAAGGUCCAAUAGUGUGAGUGCUGCAAAAAUUUCUCAACAAAAUUAUAAGCAAUCUGUUCAAACAAAUUAAUUCAAAUUCGGAUGAGGAGAGGAGUUGGUAUAAGCUAAUUUGAAGCAAAACAGUUAAAGAAAAAAGAUUUUAGCGAUAUUUGUGAGGUCUGUUAUUAAAUAUUUUUAGAAAUGCAUAAGAUAAAUAGCUAUAACUAAAAUUAAUAAAAUUUGAUAACUGAAAAUUCUUUUAUCAGUAAACAUUCGAUAUCUAUACUAAAUUCAUAAAGAGGUAGUACAAAAAGAGAAAAAAGGAGCUAGUCUAACUAUGAAUCAGGCGAUAAAUCAUAAAAAUGUAAUUUAAAAAGUGAAAGAUCCUACGAUGUAAGAAGCUAUAAAAUUAACAAUUAUUAAAGUAGAAACAAUAUGCAGAGCUCUCGAGAUAACUCAGUAAAUACUGGCAGGGAAAACUCAGUAAAUUUAAUAAGAAAAAGUUCAACAAAUAAUUUAAAGGAGUAUUCUUCUAGCAACACUUAAGGUGAAUAGUCUACUGUUAAUACCAGAGACUAUUCAAGUUAUAACACUAGAAACUCCUCAAGCCAAAGAAAUUCUUAGCGAGUACCUCCUUUAUAUUUUAGAAUUACAGAAAAAGUAAAAAGUAAUAAUUAGUCUAACAAACCGAAUAUAUAAAGCAAAAGUUAAUCAACUGAUGCAAAUACUAGAUUAUCUCAACCAACUUUAAAUCAACUAAAUAGUGAUAUAUCUAAUUAGUAAUUGUUUUUUGAUUUUCCAGAUAGUAAAAAAUCAUAACAAAUAACCAAUGAUAUUAGUAAUCCCUAUGAUAUUUCUGAAAUAAGCAAGACUGUGAUUAAUUAAGAAGAUAACACAUCGUUCAAUUCAUAAUCUCCAUCAUAUUAACUUUAUAGUUUAAUUGAUAAAAAAGAUAACAAUUUCUAAAAUAGUACUAAUUUGCCAUAUUAAAUGCAUGAAAAUCUUAAUUAACAAAAAUAAAUAGUUUAAAAUAGUAAAUUGUAAAAUAUAAACUAACCCCAAGAUAUUUAAGCAGUUUAAGUUGAAAGCGAUUAAAAACCAAUAAAAAAUAAGUUUGGAAUCAAAAUAGCACUAAAAAAUUUAAAAAAAGAUGUAAAAAAAUAGUAAGAGGAUAUUAAAAGCGUAAUCUAAGAGGCAAUGAAAGACUGCUCUUAAAUUUAGCUCAAAUUAGAAACUCAACAAUCAGAAAACAGAAGAUAUUCAAGAACAAUCUUAAAAAGAGUUACUCCUAGAAGCUAAAAUUAACAAUUGGGGGUAGAAUAACUUCCAACAGAUUAAAAUUAGCAAUAAAAGGUUUAAUCAUAAUCAAUAGAAAUCAGAAAAAGUUAAGAUUUAUUACAAAAAUAAUUGCCACCAAGGUCUAAAAACUCUUCUCAUUCUAAUAGAACUGGUUUAUCAAACUAAUCAACAACUAAUUAAUCUUUCUCUUCAAAUCCUUAAGGUAAUAAUUCACUAGAGUGUCCUAGCUUAAAAGCAAUUUCUGCAAAUAUCAAAUAAAAUUAAUAAAGUUCUGAAAAUUACUUAAAAGAUCUUUUAAACUAGAACAUUAAUCCUUAACAAAAUGAUUUAGCUAGAAAUGAGUAAAGAUUGUACUCGUAAGAUACUAUUUUUUCUUAAAGAUUUAGAAAAAACUCUUUUGAUUAAGAAUAAAGAACUAUUGUUCACUAAAACUCUAACGAACUUAUUGCGUAUGGGGAACCACAAAAAACAAUACAUAAUGAUUCUCAAGAAAAACUAGACACAAAAGUUAUAAACGAUAAUACAAUUAGUCAAGAAUUCUUAUUAAAUAAAGACACAUUUUUAGAUAAUUUAUAAGACUAAAACGAGCAAAUAUAAAUGUUUAGAGUGAGAAAAUCUUAAUCAUUUAAUAAAAAAUGA
Tetrahymena thermophila SB210 is the source of this 2853-nucleotide messenger RNA. RefSeq lists its product as hypothetical. Lineage: Eukaryota; Ciliophora; Oligohymenophorea; Hymenostomatida; Tetrahymenidae. The transcript has a single exon. The record is from RefSeq and is a predicted model, not a curated record.